Molecule: messenger RNA, 495 nt
Organism: Arachis ipaensis
Lineage: Eukaryota; Viridiplantae; Streptophyta; Magnoliopsida; Fabales; Fabaceae
Source: RefSeq, a predicted model, not a curated record
UAAACCGCCCCCUUAAUGGCAAACUCUUCCACUUCUUCCACUUCUCAAAGCAAUUUAGAGAAAAAGCAAACGUUCCAUUUUCGAGCAACGUUCGAAACUCAAGAUAUACAACUCGUCGCUAACAUUCGAAAACUCCAUCAACACACCAUAGAACUCUCGAUCAAGAAUCUGCAGAGAAAACAAAGCUAUAAUACUCAAGAGAAAAUGGCAGCAAGAAACCAACCUGGAAGAAAUCAAACCAAAGACCUCAAGUGUGCAACACAUCUCCUAAGUGAUAAAUUCAGAAACAUGAGUGAGGAGAAGAAAACGAUUGUGAGGGAUUUGGGAUUCGGUGGCUUGAUGCACAUCCCACCACUAAGGGUGCAUCACCAAAUGUUAAGGGAGCUGGCUAACAACUUCAAAUUGGGAGAGAACAGACUAGAAAUCGGAUACGGUUCUUUUAAAAUAACCCCAAGAAAAAUAGGUCAUGCGCUUGGCAUCAAUGCAACAGCAUAA